This is a messenger RNA of Fibroporia radiculosa, 543 nucleotides long. RefSeq lists its product as uncharacterized. The transcript is spliced from 2 exons. Gene Ontology annotation, molecular function: O-methyltransferase activity. The record is from RefSeq and is a predicted model, not a curated record. Lineage: Eukaryota; Fungi; Basidiomycota; Agaricomycetes; Polyporales; Fibroporiaceae. Bases 1 to 543 code for a protein of 180 amino acids.
AUGUCUCUUGAGCUUGCAAGGAAGCUUCCGAACGCGAAAUUCAUUGUGCAGGACAUCGACCACGUACUCCAACAAGCACCAGCGGUAUGGUCGCAAGAAUUGCCCGAAGCUGUCCAGAUGGGACACGUCCAGUUCAUGCCCCAUGAUUUCUUUACUGCUCAAGCCAUAAAAGGAGCAGGAGCAUACCUCCUGCGUCGCAUCUUGCAUGACUGGUCAGAUGAGAACUGCAUUAUCAUUCUGAAACAUCUCAAGAACGCCAUGACCCCCAGCUCGCGUAUCCUGAUCAUAGACCACGUCCUGCAUCCGACGGUAGAAUCGGGGCAACUCAAAUCAGCUCCGCCGCCUCUUCCUGCGAAUUACGGCAUUGCGCACAUGUUCAGUAUUAUGGACGACCUCGAUAUCAUGUCACUCAUGAAUGGAAUGGAGCGUACACCUGAUCAACUGCAUGGGCUCGCGGAGCGCGCGGGCCUCACUGUUAUUAAAAUUUGGGAGUGCCGCGGUUCUAUGCACGUCAUCGAGAUGAGACUUCCUGAGGAGCACUGA